Messenger RNA from Zychaea mexicana, 1314 nucleotides. RefSeq lists its product as uncharacterized. Lineage: Eukaryota; Fungi; Mucoromycota; Mucoromycetes; Mucorales; Lichtheimiaceae. Bases 1 to 1314 code for a protein of 437 amino acids. The record is from RefSeq and is a predicted model, not a curated record. The transcript has 6 exons. Gene Ontology annotation, cellular component: cytoplasm; nucleus.
AUGCUCGAGCAACUGCUGAACAUAAAGAAUCGCUUAACCGCGCUGAAACGGGAUCGCUCAAGCUACCUGCGCACACAAGACAUUCUACCGUUGAAAGACGAAACUGAAGAGCAGGUGGAAAAAUUGAGCAAGGUUCGUGGCAAUGUAUUGUUCUCGGAGGAUCGCUUGUCAAAUCGCACCGACGACGUGCUGGACGAAGUAUGUCAGCUGCUGAGCUUAUCGUUUUUAUGCUUGGGCAAGACUAGAGAAACACCUGCUGUGUACUCUCAGGUGAUAGCUAUCAAGCAAUGCUUUGACAGAUUGGAAGAAUUUGGAAUUUACGCUGAAGAGUUUCUGGAACCUUAUGAGAAAAAGUUAAAAGAAAUCGGACAAAUUCUUGAAAUCGACAAUCGAGACCAGGUUAUUCCCGAAACUGCUAUGAAGAUCGUCAACAUCAAGUUUAAGCAGUGCAAGCGCAUCUAUGAGAACUUGCUAGAUACGAUCCAUGAAGUCUCUCCUGAACUUGUACCGGUACGCAACCAACUAUUACGUGUCCGGCGUCAUCUAGUAUCCGUCGCAUGCAGAAAGUCGUUCAAACAAUCGGAUUUAUUAGGAGCCCAGGAGGAGUUGAAUGAAAUCGAUCAGAAGAGAGUGGAUGGCAAGUUCAUGGGCAAAGACGGGGUCAGUAUUCCACCAGGCCAGGCUGUUGUUGUCGGUCUCCUCGAGCAAAUUUAUGCAUACGCACACGAUCUGGUCCUUGUAGCGAGCAGCGACUUUUCACCUGCAUUACAGACAAUCCGUGAACGACUCGUUGAAAUCAAGACUCAGCUGGAGCGACUUGAACUUACGCACAAAUGGACAUUGCGACAGACCGAUCUAUUCACGUACCAACAUCAACUCCAUGAUAUCGUCAGUAUGCGAUGCUCGGACGAGGAAAGCCCCAAUUACGGCAAGUUUGUCGACGAGCGUGGUGAGGCCCCUGAAGGACAGACGGUGUUACUCUUUCUGCUUCAGAAAUGCUAUCGCAUGAUCCUUAUUCUGCUGAAUGAAAGCCUUCCGGUCUCAGAAGCACUGACGCCCAUAUAUAAUCAACUGUCCACCGUUCGUCAAUGCUUGCUUGCAGUUAGAAAUACUGGCGCACCUUGCUCUCCCGAAGAGCUCUACCCAUAUCAAAUGAAGUUGACAAGUAUCGACAAUUUACGCCGAGAUGGCAAGUUCCAUGAUGACGAAGGACAUAUCCCUGAAGGACAAGCAAUGUGCGUUUCGACGUUAGAGGAAUGCUACAGCCUUUUGGAUGAACUUCGUGACCAAAACCAAGGUAGCGAAAGCGCAUAA